AUGGGCAGUAAUUUAUUUAUUGUUACUUAGAUUUGUGUGCAAGUGUUAGAAAUUCAGAGUUGACUGUUGAAGAUGCUAGUGAAAUUCUAUCUAUAAAAAUAGAUGAUAAUGAAGUUGUUAUUCUACAAGGAGAUAUUAGAGAAACUUAAAAUAAAAGCAUUUGUAUGGCUUAUAAUAUUAAUGUUUUAGUAAAUGCUUGCUUUGAUCCUUAUAACAAUAUCAUUUUAAAAUAAUGUCGAGUUAAACCAGAGCAAUGUAUCAAUUAUUCUUUGUAAAUUUAGUAAAAUAAGGAGUGCCAUCCUUAAUUUAAUUACCAAGAGGAAUCGUUAAAUCUGAGUUCAUGAUCAAUCUCAAAAUAAAUUUUGAUGAACUCUCUAAAUAAGAUCUCAUUGAUGCUUUUGAAGAAAGGUAACAUUAAAUUUAUUAGAAUUUGUAGCUUUGAACAAUUAUAUUUUAAAGAAAUUGAUUCCAUCUCAUAUUAUGAUUAAUGUGAAUAAUACAGUAAAGAGAUUUAAAUCAUAAAUUGUGAAUGUUUCAUUGAAGCAUUAAUAAAUGAGCUUCACAAUAAUAGACGCUCUAGAAAAUAUUAUAUUUAUCAUCCAAAUAUUAAUAUUUGUUUGAUGUACAAAAACGAAUUUAAAUCCUAAUACUCUUCAUAUUGUAGAGCCAAAUACUCUAUGAUUGAAUAAUAAAAUUUUAUUUAUGGAGAUGUUCUCUAAACAAUCCAUGAAGAAUUCACAGAAAAAAAUUCAUAAUUAGCUUUAUCAAUAACAAAAUUAUUUAAAGAUUAUCCACAAUCAUUUGAAAAAAAAGAAAGUCAUGAGAAAUUUGUCCCUUAAAUGACUGCUUUAUCCUAAAAUUGA
Messenger RNA from Paramecium pentaurelia, 863 nucleotides. The record is from the annotation of a GenBank genome assembly. Lineage: Eukaryota; Ciliophora; Oligohymenophorea; Peniculida; Parameciidae.